UUUUGCAUAUCUUAAUUCUAUUCUUAUAAAUUGAUUAGUAAACAUAAAUAUUUAGAGAUAAUUUUGAUUAAUUAUGAAUACAAAGUUAUUAUUUUUAAAAUUAUGUAAAAAUUUUCUUUUUUAAUUGCUUUUUAUUUGGCAAAAUUGAAUUUUGUUACGAUUUUUUUUAAAGACUUAAAAAAUGCAUACCAAAGAAAAGAAAGUAUGGAAGAAAAACCUGUACGAAAAUGAAGGUUUUCCCGACAAUUAUACGCAUAAAACAUUUUUAAAAGAUUUAAAACGUAAUGUUCAACUACGUGAAGUGAGUUUAUGGGACGCAAUGAUUGGUGCUGGUCUAUUUACACAAGAAAUCUGUUCCAUUUGCCUAUUUUCUGUAACAUUUGUAUAUUUACACAACGAUUGGGGUGAUCCACAAAUCAUAUUUAUAUACACGAGUUUAAUCACUUUGAUUGGAUUUGCGCUGUAUCGAUUGGUAUAUGGAGAUGGUAUAAUAUCAGCGAUUGGGCAAGAUAUACGAACUGUGCUAAUAUUUUUAGUAUUCGGGUAUAUUUCAUCGCCUGUAUUACAUACGCUAACGGAUACUGUUAGUACGGACACAAUAUAUUCAAUGGCUACUUUUAUGAUGAUCAUACAUUUGAUAUUUUUUGAUUAUGGUAUAUCAGCGGCGAUUGUGUCAAGUUCUCUAUCACUAAAUGCAGCAAUUUUUGGAUCAAUUUGUUUAGCGUCACGUUUGUCAUCGCCAUUUCACGCAUUUGUUUUAAUGACAAUUGCAGUUGAAUAUUUUACCCUAUUCCCGAAAUUUCGAUCAAUUGUUUCUAACCAAGUACCUUUGAUUUUUAUAAUGGUCCUCCUUAGUAUUUAUUUUUUAUACUCUUUAUCCAUGGUUUGUACAGUAGUUUUUAUAUUAUUUAUAAUUUUUACAAAUAUAAUGUGCCCAAUAUGGUUUUUACGAUGGUAUCGAUAUAAGGAUAAUAUAUAUGGACCAUGGGAUGAAGCGGUUGUUGAAGAGACGCAAGAUAUUGAAGACUUAAUUUCGUAUUAACAAAAAUAUAAUAAUAGCAAAAAAAAAAGUUACAAUUACAAAAAGUAUUAAGACACUUAAUUAUACGAAGAAUUUA
Messenger RNA from Chrysoperla carnea, 1118 nucleotides. It is a transcript of the gene PIG-C, whose product is annotated as phosphatidylinositol N-acetylglucosaminyltransferase subunit C. The transcript is spliced from 2 exons. Gene Ontology annotation, biological process: GPI anchor biosynthetic process. Bases 182 to 1042 code for a protein of 286 amino acids. Gene Ontology annotation, cellular component: glycosylphosphatidylinositol-N-acetylglucosaminyltransferase (GPI-GnT) complex; membrane. NCBI's taxonomy places the organism in Eukaryota, Metazoa, Arthropoda, Insecta, Neuroptera, Chrysopidae. The record is from RefSeq and is a predicted model, not a curated record.